AGCGGCCAGUGUUUGUUGCGUAUAUAACAGCCGGUUAUCCAGAACCAGAGGAGAUUGUAGACAUUCUUUUAGCUCUUGAAAGAGGCGGAGUAGACAUUAUAGAGCUUGGCAUUCCAUUCACCGAUCCGCUCGCUGAUGGUCCAACAAUUCAAGAAAGCAGUCAGAUUGCGCUUCAGCAUAAAGUUGAUAUACCAUUAUGUUUAUCGUUCGUUUCACAAGCACGUGAACGUGGAUUAAAAAUACCGGUGAUUUUUAUGGGAUAUUAUAAUCCGAUUUUGAGUUAUGGAGAGGAAAAAAUUGUAAAAGAUUGCAAAAAUGUGGGAAUUCAAGGUUUCAUUGUGGUUGAUCUUCCACCUGAAGAAUCAGAUCACUUCCGAAGCAUCUGCGCGCAACAUGGAUUAAGUUAUGUUCCUUUGAUCGCACCUUCUACAACAGAAAUUCGGAUUCGUCAUUUGACACAUGUUGCCGAUUCUUUUAUUUAUGUUGUGUCAAGGAUGGGAGUCACAGGCACAAGAGAGAAGAUGAAUGCCGAAUUACCGAGUUUAAUUGCUAGGAUUCGAAAAUAUACAAAUUUACCGCUUGCAGUUGGCUUCGGUGUUUCCAACAGAGAACAUUUUGAAUUAGUUGGAUCUCACGCGGAUGGUGUUGUAAUUGGAAGCAAGUUUAUUUCUGUAUUAAAAGCAUCGGAGAAAGGAAAAAGAGCCAAAACGAUUCAAGAUUAUGCUUUGGAAAUUUCUGGAGUGUCUAAAAUUGAAGAUAAUACAAAAGUUAUCUCAAAUGAAGAUCACAUUGCAGUAGCUCAAGAAAGCGAAGAAGAUGCCAAAGCCGCUGCUAUUCAUAUUUUAGAUACAAGAUUCGGACAAUUCGGUGGGCAAUACGUUCCAGAAUCGCUAGUUGAUUGUUUGGUUGAACUAGAAAAAGCGUAUAUAGAUUCUAAAGAUGAUCCAGAAUUUUGGAAAGAAUUCAGAUCCUAUUAUGAUUAUAUUGGAAGAGAAUCUCAGUUGCAAUACGCAGAUCGCUUGACUGCACAUGCAGGUGGCGCGAGGAUUUGGCUAAAACGGGAAGAUUUAAAUCACACUGGGUCUCACAAAAUUAAUAAUGCAAUUGGCCAGGCUUUAUUAGCUAAACGUCUUGGCAAGAGAAGAAUUAUUGCAGAAACGGGAGCUGGACAACAUGGUGUCGCGACUGCGACUGUUUGUGCUAAAUUUAAUUUGGAGUGCACCGUUUAUAUGGGAAGUGAAGAUGUUCGUCGGCAAGCUUUAAAUGUUUUCCGAAUGAGAUUACUGGGUGCCACUGUGAUUCCUGUUGACUCAGGAAGUAAAACAUUAAAAGACGCUAUUAAUGAGGCAAUGCGUGACUGGGUGACUAAUGUUGCUACUACACAUUAUUUGGUUGGUUCGGCAAUAGGACCGCAUCCUUUUCCUCAAAUAGUUCGUGAAUUUCAAUCAGUUAUUGGGAAAGAAGCUCGCGACCAAAUGCUGAAGAAAGCUGGUAAAUUGCCAGAUCUAAUAAUUGCAUGUGUUGGGGGCGGAAGUAAUGCUAUUGGAUUAUUUGCGCCGUUUGUUGAAGAUAAAAAUGUUAGAAUAGUUGGAGUAGAAGCGGGCGGCGAAGGUGUAAAUACAAGUAAGCAUUCUGCGACUUUGGUGGCAGGCACGCCCGGAGUGUUACAUGGAACAAGAACAUAUUUGCUACAAGAUUCUAAAGGCCAAAUUUUAGAGACACAUAGUAUUAGUGCUGGUUUAGAUUAUCCAGGAGUUGGACCAGAGCAUGCAUUCUUGAAAGAUAUUGGUCGUGCUGAAUAUGUCGCGGUCACUGAUGCUCAGGCUUUAAUUGGAUUCCGAAAAAUGUCCGAAUUAGAAGGAAUCAUCCCAGCACUUGAAACCAGCCAUGCGAUUUAUACAACCAUCGAACUUGCGAAACAAAUGAAGCCUGAUCAAGACAUAUUGUUAAAUGUUAGUGGAAGAGGUGAUAAAGAUGUAGAAUCGGUUGCGGAAAAUUUACCUAAACUUGGACCACAAAUUGGUUGGGAUUUAAGAUUUUGA
Molecule: messenger RNA, 2042 nt
Organism: Ambispora leptoticha
Lineage: Eukaryota; Fungi; Glomeromycota; Glomeromycetes; Archaeosporales; Ambisporaceae
Source: the annotation of a GenBank genome assembly